CACUCUCUCCACUGAAAUAAAAAAGAAGAGAAGAAUGUCGUUUCACAGCGCUAUUCUCCCAAGACAGCUUCAAAUAUCAUUUUUACAAGCUUCAUCGCGAUUAUAUGAGUCAGUAUGUCCAAACAUUGGCAGAAGUUUAAUAUCCAAGGUAGGCCUACAACAUGACUCUAAGAAAGAAGGACCAAGACAACACUGCAUACACUGCUAUAGUCCCUUACAGCCUGGUCUGUGUAGGGUCAAGCUGAGUCCAAGACUUCAUAUAACAAGUGAAAUCGAACACUUGAGGAAGAAACUUGAUUUCCUAAGAGAGGGCUCACUUAGCUCUAGUCAGAAGAAGAAACUCAAGAGAUGGAUGAAUAGCAAGAAUAUCAUGGUUAUUUGCUGCAGCUUUUGCAAGAAGACCAACAGAAUUCCAUGUGCCCAAAGAUCCAACAGACCACAACAAAUUCAAGCUUCACAGAAUACCUCACCUCAAGAUUCAAUGUCCAGGAAGCGGAAAAGGAGAUCAGUAUCUAAUGACCCAUUCAGCAAAUUGACAAUAUCAUCUACUGGGAGAAGUUUUGUAAGUCCUCCAUCCAAAAAGCAGAAAAGAGAGUCUUCAUCAAGUAAUUUCUCAGUUACAAUCUCCCAAUCGAUCUCAACACCAGGAAGAUCAGAUCAUAGUAAUGAAGCAAACCCCAGCCCAUCUGGAAGAUCAAGUAGAAGUGCCAAGAAAGAUAAAUACAGACAGCUCCAGACGAUGUUGAAGUCCGCAAAACGAGAGCAGGAGAACAAUCAGUCACCUCUUUCAAAGUUUCUUACAUCAUUAUGACACCAGUAACUUGAUCCAUUCCCUCACUAAUUAUUCACUUCAAAGUUCUAUCUUUUUCAGACUAGAUUUAUCAUUAUUUAAAGAUAAAUUCCAGUUUUGGUAACGAUCUCAAUAUGACUUUUUACAGAAUC
Lytechinus variegatus (green sea urchin) is the source of this 942-nucleotide messenger RNA. RefSeq names its product UPF0711 protein C18orf21 homolog. The record is from RefSeq and is a predicted model, not a curated record. Bases 35 to 811 code for a protein of 258 amino acids. NCBI's taxonomy places the organism in Eukaryota, Metazoa, Echinodermata, Echinoidea, Temnopleuroida, Toxopneustidae. The transcript has 7 exons.